Molecule: messenger RNA, 701 nt
Organism: Eutrema salsugineum
Lineage: Eukaryota; Viridiplantae; Streptophyta; Magnoliopsida; Brassicales; Brassicaceae
Exons: 1
Coding region: 79-546 (155 amino acids)
Source: RefSeq, a predicted model, not a curated record
CCAUGGACGGCAUCUUCUCUCUUAUAUAAAGUUUUCUCUUCUCGUUUCAAUCCUCGGUUUUUUAUUGCACUUAAAAUCAUGAAAGCUAAAAAGAUGAAGAAAGAGAGCAACUUAGCAAGGUUUGUUAAAUCUCCGGUUCGUUUCUUGAUCAUGGCACGUGACGCUUACAUACGUAGCAUGUCGUCAUGCUCCGUCGGUUUUAUCCACGGUGGUGGUGGCUCCGGCGGUUUCGGUUUACCGGCCGGUAAUUACCAAAUCUGCGAAGCAGCAAGCACCACUCUCCCUCGUAGCUUCACCCUAAAUUCGUCCACGAAGACGACGGUGACACGUGAACGCUGCCGGUUUGUCUCAUACUCACGUGACGGCGGCAUCGGCGAGAUCACGGCGAUGGGGCAACCGUUGGAUCUCCGGAGAAACUAUAGUUGUGUGGUGAUGGGACGGAUCGAUGAAGAAAAGGCUUGUGAAAAAUUUGAAGAACAAGAUUUGUUAUUUGAUCAAUUUAAAAAAAGAAAAUUCGGUGGAGUUUUGAAGAUUCGUCAGCAAUAAAACAAAAUUAAGACCCUUUUAAACUUUCGUUUUUUGUCUCCCUUAUAUAUUGUUAGUAUUAAAUUUGAAAGCAGGGGUUUGAUUUGGUGUGCUUUGUUCAGUUGUGCUAGAUUUUCAUGUUUGUAUAUAAAUUCAAUAUCUAGUCGGGAUGUUUU